This is a messenger RNA of Enterobius vermicularis (human pinworm), 354 nucleotides long. Lineage: Eukaryota; Metazoa; Nematoda; Chromadorea; Rhabditida; Oxyuridae. The record is from the annotation of a GenBank genome assembly.
AUGAGGGAGGUUAGUUUUGCAGCGUUUUUACACUGUAAUCAAUGGAAAUUGCUCAAAACAGUUCUUUUAUCAGUACUAUUUUUAGGAUUCUUCAUACUUGUCAGUGUUUUACAAUUUAUAUGUAUUGUGGACGAUGAAUUAGGACAUCGCAUGAAACCUACAGCAUUUGGUGAAGCCUCAAAAUUUAGUUAUCACUACGGAUACUCCUUUUACUUUUCUUCACUUUCUUUUCUCCCUUUACAAAUGUGUAUCUGUUUCCAUGCAUUUCUUUACUUCCGAAGGUUUCCGAAUGCCAUAGACAAAAUGAAAAUAGUUCCUGGUCUCCAAAGAAAAUGUAAGUUAAUUUAUAUUUAA